AUGAUGGCGGAUUAUGAUAAAGCUAUGAACUGCUAUGAAUCAGCACUACGACAUAACUCUUAUUCUGUACCUGCCUUGACACAAAUCGCCUCCUUAUGCAGAGGAAGAGAACAAUUCGGAAGGGCCAUUGAGUAUUUCAAGAGGAUUCUGGGGAUUCAAGAGAAUAAUGGAGACAUAUGGGCUGCGUUAGGUCAUUGUUAUCUCAUGAUGGAUAACCUCCAAGAUGCCUAUGGAGCUUAUCAACAAGCCUUAUACCACCUCCCAAACCCAAAGGAUCCCAAGCUCUGGUAUGGUAUUGGCAUCUUAUACGACCGUUAUGGAUCUUUGGAGCAUGCUGAAGAAGCCUUUUCUGCGGUCAUGAAGAUGGAUCCCCACUUUGAAAAAUCAGACGAGAUCUAUUUUAGAUUAGGCAUUAUUUACAAACAACAGCGAAAAUACGAUUUGUCUCUCCAAUGCUUUCGUUACAUAUUACAUCACCCACCCCGUCCACUCACUGAAUCCGAUAUCUGGUUUCAAACCGGACACGUCUACGAGCAAAAAAAGGAAUACAAUGCCGCCAAAGAGUCUUAUGAACAUGUCCUUCGUGAAAACACAGAACAUGCUAAAGUAUUGCAACAAUUGGGCUGGCUUUAUCAUCAACAGGGCACGAAUUUCAGAAAUGGAACAUUGGCCAUGCAGUUUCUCAACAGAUCACUAAAGGCAGAUAGUAACGAUGCUCAGACUUGGUAUCUGUUGGGCAGGUGCUCUAUGGCAGAAGAAAAUUACAACAAAGCCUACGAGUCAUAUCAACAAGCUGUCUAUCGAGAUUCUCGCAAUCCCACCUUUUGGUGCUCUAUCGGUGUACUUUACUAUCAGAUCAAUCAAUACCGUGAUGCUCUAGACGCCUACAGUAAAGCCAUUCGAUUAAAUCCUUACAUUAGUGAAGUCUGGUAUAAUCUAGGAACUCUCUAUGAAACCUGCAAUAAUCAGGUUCAAGAUGCACUUGAUGCUUACCAACGCGCUUCCGAUUUGGAUCCAGCAAACUCGCACAUCAAGCAAAGAUUGGAACUAUUAAAAAAACCUAAUGCCGGUGGUGCCACAAAUACUGCGCCAGUACCCCAAGAUGUCGUAAAUCCGAGUCAGUAUAACAAUAGUAAUACAAGUGUGAGUGGUGGUGCUUUGCCAUUUGAUCAGUAUCAAAAUCGUACCCGACCUUCAGAGCAUCGUGAUAUCACAGAACCAGGACGAGAUUUGCCAAUGUUAGCUAGUCUUCAUCAGCGAGAAACUGUCCAUCAUCAUAUUCCUGACAUUGAAGCCAAUACACGAUUAUCGACCUCCUCAUCCUCUCCCCCUCCUGCUAGACAAAGUUCACAUAUGAGUCCCAUGCAGCUCAGUACGGGGGAAUCAAAAGGAGAGGAACCCAGAUCCCCUCAACCUUCCUCCAUUGUACUUGAGAAACGAGUGAAUGGCGAGGAUGAUGAUGACAUGCCGGAUGUAGAGAGUGCAUCUAUGCCACCAUUAUCGGGCUCACCGGGUGAGGAAGAUCAGGAGAUGGAACAUGAAAAUGACGAUUGA
Molecule: messenger RNA, 1554 nt
Organism: Mucor mucedo
Lineage: Eukaryota; Fungi; Mucoromycota; Mucoromycetes; Mucorales; Mucoraceae
Exons: 3
Coding region: 1-1554 (517 amino acids)
Biological process (GO): regulation of gene expression
Molecular function (GO): RNA polymerase II cis-regulatory region sequence-specific DNA binding; chromatin DNA binding; protein binding
Source: RefSeq, a predicted model, not a curated record